Molecule: messenger RNA, 243 nt
Organism: Acanthoscelides obtectus
Lineage: Eukaryota; Metazoa; Arthropoda; Insecta; Coleoptera; Chrysomelidae
Source: the annotation of a GenBank genome assembly
AUGGGACAACGAUUUGAAACUGGGUUGAUGCACAUUCCAGAAGAUAAGCCUCUACCUGGACAGAGGGAACCAUGCCCUCAUGUUUUGAUUGGAGAUGAAGGAUUUGCCCUUAAACCCUACCUAAUGAGACCGUUGCCAUAUAGACAGUCGAAAGCAGACGCUAGAAAAGAAAAAUACAAUACUGGGCUGUACAGGGCGCGGAGUGGAGUGGAAAAUGCUUUUGGGAUUCUAAGUCAAAAGUGA